Messenger RNA from Eimeria acervulina, 381 nucleotides. RefSeq lists its product as hypothetical. The transcript is spliced from 2 exons. Bases 1 to 381 code for a protein of 126 amino acids. The record is from RefSeq and is a predicted model, not a curated record. NCBI's taxonomy places the organism in Eukaryota, Apicomplexa, Conoidasida, Eucoccidiorida, Eimeriidae.
AUGUCAUCCAGCAGGGCUAAUGCUACCCCGCCGGAUUCACGUGAGGACUACAUAGGCGUGCGCGCUGUUGAAUUGGUGUUUUCUAAGCAAGCGUACUCCAUCCAAUGCAAAAUCAAUCGCAGUAGCUUAAUUAUUGCUGAAUUUAUUGGGGGCUCUCCUGCGAUGAGUCUCUUCAGCUUGGCAUUACACAUAAGCCACUAUGGCAUCUCAUUGAAAAAUGGCUCAUUCGAAAUGCUUCCCCCAGUGUGUGCGUUUAGCAAAUUGGACUGUAAACUAGAUGACGUUGAAGACGGUGUAGACCACGCUGGAGAAGCUGAAGAGGGCUCGGAAGAGGAAUUUCCGGUUGACGAGGAGUUUAUAAACAAUCUUCCACAAGUUUAG